CAAGACUGAGGAGAAAGAAGACAAAAUCCAUUUAUCACUUUUACUUCCUGCAUCAACUUAGCCAUGAAGACACUGGUCAUGUUUCUACUCAUCUGUGCCGUGAUGGUCCUGAAUAAUGCUGCUGAUGAGGAUCACAUCCUCAAGAGAUCAAUAUCUUGUCCCCACGGAUGGAGUGGUUACAGGGGCCGCUGUUUCCUCUACAUUUCAACACCAAUGACUUGGGGUAAUGCUGAGCAAACCUGUCUGAGCCGAGGGGGGAACCUUGCGUCGGUGCACAGCUUUAGUGAGCAGAACUUUAUUCAGUCAUUGAUCCUGAGCCUCACUCAUUCAUAUCCACUCACAUGGCUUGGAGGCUCAGAUGCAGAGCAGGAGGGUACCUGGUUCUGGAGUGAUGGUACUCAUUUUGAGUUCACCUACUGGGAUGCAGGUCAGCCUGAUAACCGUGCACAGUCUCACUGUCUGCUCAUGAACUUUGGAGGUAACAAGAAAUUUGAUGAUCAGCCCUGCUAUUACUCAAUGCCAUUUGUCUGUGCAAUGAAACCGUGAAGUCUCUUUGGAUGACAGAGGCACCUACAGUAGAAAGGACAUUGUUUGAGAAAUGUCCUUUCAAAUACUUCUAAGUCUAUAAUUUUCCUUUUCUUAUGUCUAAUCCAUAGAGUCAGGUAGAAAUGUAUCAUCAUAAUCUCUAACUCUGGCAUAUUUCUGUUCUUUGAUGGUAAAAGGAUUCAAGCAAUGAUACCAUUUUGUUAAUUUAACUGUUUUUCUUGUAAACAACACAAUA
This is a messenger RNA of Cheilinus undulatus (humphead wrasse), 781 nucleotides long. RefSeq names its product galactose-specific lectin nattectin-like. The transcript is spliced from 5 exons. The coding region runs from base 64 to 546 and encodes 160 amino acids. Lineage: Eukaryota; Metazoa; Chordata; Actinopteri; Labriformes; Labridae. The record is from RefSeq and is a predicted model, not a curated record. Gene Ontology annotation, molecular function: signaling receptor activity.